Messenger RNA from Paramecium sonneborni, 329 nucleotides. The record is from the annotation of a GenBank genome assembly. NCBI's taxonomy places the organism in Eukaryota, Ciliophora, Oligohymenophorea, Peniculida, Parameciidae.
UUAAUAAUCAAACACUCAUGUCUGAGUACGAAAGAGUCAAAUUUAUCUUUCCGGCAUUAGAAAAAUUUAUUGUUAUGGUAUAUGUUUUUUAGAAUUAGGAUUUAAAUAGUAAAAUUGCACUUGACGAUCUGAAAUUUACUUUUACCAACAUUUUAAAAAUUGAUUUGUUUGCAAAAAAAAUAAAAUUCUCAUUUAAUAAAGGAUUUAUACAAAUCGACUUAAAUUCAUAAUAAAGUUUAAGUGGAUAAGAGGCUAUAAAAAAUCAAAACCAAAAUUAAGAAAAAUAAUAGAUUGAUAUUACAGUAAAAUUUAUUGAAGAAGGAGCAUGA